AUGAGAAAUGAAAAGAUGUUUACUUUCCAAACGACGGACAGCACUUUUGCAAAUAAAAAGGCGAAUACCAUAAAUGUUGAACUAGUUCCCAAAAAUCGGAUUCCUAUCUCUCAACUACAAAUCGGACAAGUUCAUGUUGACAAGUUUUUGUUGUGCCGUGUAAUCACGAAAUGUGCAAAAUCUACAGCGCUUGCCAUGGUUAUUGAAGAUCCGGCGAACAAAAUCUCUCCUAAAGGAUUGUCAGUAGAACAAGCCUCUCGAUUUCUCCCAAUCGGCACCAUCCUUGCAAUUCAAAAUCCAUACUAUAAAACUGGCUCCCAAGAUGCACAAACUAUGCUUCGAUCUGAUAAUCCAAACGAAGUCGUGAUUAUAAAACCGGACGAUAAAUUGCUUGCCCAAGUAAGAUGGAAAACAAGUAUUGGGUUAUCCAAGACUAUAGAGACUGAAACAUUAAAAGUUUCAUCGGCUGAUGAUUUUCGUGUACGCGGAAACGAAUACUUUGGGAAGAAAGGUUUUACAUCGGCUGUUGACGAGUAUUCGCGCGGAAUUGAAUUGGAUUCGCGAAAUGUGGUGCUUUAUAUUAAUAGAUCGGAGGCUCAUUUGCGUUUAAGUCAAUUCAAAAGAGCGUUCGAUGAUGCGGAAACAGCUUUAAAGAUUGAUCACAAAUACCAAAAAGCUGCAAUUCGUAAGGAGAUUGAAGAAUAUCAAAAUCAAGCUCAAGAGUUGCAUUCUGAAAAUAAACAUGGGAAUUAUAACUACAUUAAAAUUAUUAAUGAAUUCCUAAAGAAAAUCGAGACCCGUAAAAGCAGCAUUGAUGCUAAGGAAUGGAUUCAUCCAGGAGGGCCGAGAUUGGAUUAUGCAGAUUAUAUAAAUGACGCGAUCGAGAUCAAACAAGUCGGCGAAAAGGGUCGUGCUUGGGCUGAACCAAAACUUGCUCAAGAAAUCUAUGAUCUCUACGCAGGGCCAGAAACGAUUGCCAGCAAGAAUCUUGAUGAAAAUUCUUUGAAGAGUCCAGAAAUUCUAUGGGGCAUUUUUGUUCAAGAAACAACAGAUCGAGAUUUUGGACCUGGCGAUUUGAUGUUUGUGCGCGCUCAACGCCCAAUUAAAAAAGGAGAAGAAUUAACUUUAGCUUAUACGAAUCCGCGAGCUGAAUCAAACAAAAUAAAACAACUACGCGUAAAGAUUCACGAAUGCUAUGAUUCUGAUGUCACCUCUGACAUUUCACAAUUUGCAGGAGUUUAG
Ambispora gerdemannii is the source of this 1242-nucleotide messenger RNA. Lineage: Eukaryota; Fungi; Glomeromycota; Glomeromycetes; Archaeosporales; Ambisporaceae. The record is from the annotation of a GenBank genome assembly.